Messenger RNA from Sciurus carolinensis (gray squirrel), 2292 nucleotides. It is a transcript of the gene Aldh8a1, whose product is annotated as aldehyde dehydrogenase 8 family member A1. The record is from RefSeq and is a predicted model, not a curated record. Gene Ontology annotation, molecular function: retinal dehydrogenase (NAD+) activity. Bases 59 to 1522 code for a protein of 487 amino acids. Gene Ontology annotation, biological process: retinoic acid metabolic process. NCBI's taxonomy places the organism in Eukaryota, Metazoa, Chordata, Mammalia, Rodentia, Sciuridae. The transcript has 7 exons.
AUUAGGGGCAAAGUUGGGGACAACUCAGCGAAAGGGAAAGGCAGUGCUUUUCCUCAUUAUGUCUGGAACCAGGGAACUUUUGAUGCUGGAAAACUUCAUUGAUGGAAAAUUUUUACCUUGUCACUCAUAUAUAGAUUCUUAUGAUCCGUCAACAGGAGAAGUGUAUUGCAAAGUGCCAAACAGUGGAAAAGAAGAGAUUGAGGCUGCAGUGGAGGCUGCCAGAGAGGCCUUUCCCAGCUGGUCGUCCUGCAGCCCCCAUGAGCGCUCCCAGGUCCUGAACCGGCUGGCAGACUUGCUGGAACAGUCCCUGGAGGACUUGGCCCAGGCAGAAUCUAAAGAUCAAGGGAAAACCCUGACUAUGGCAAGAACCAUAGACAUUCCCCGUUCUGUGCAGAACUUCCGGUUCUUUGCUUCCUCCUCCCUGCACAACACGACAGAGAGCACACAGAUGGACUAUCUGGGCUGUCUGCACUACACUGUGAGGACCCCAGUGGGAAUCGCGGGUCUGAUCAGCCCUUGGAAUUUGCCCCUCUACUUGCUGACCUGGAAGAUAGCUCCGGCCAUCGCUGCUGGGAACACUGUGAUAGCAAAGCCCAGUGAGCUAACUUCAGUGACAGCGUGGAUGUUGUGCAAACUCCUGAAUAAAGCAGGUGUUCCACCAGGUGUGGUCAAUAUUGUGUUUGGAACAGGGCCCAAGGUAGGUGAGGCCCUGGUGUCCCACCCCGAGGUGCCCUUGAUCUCCUUCACCGGAAGUCAGCCCACCGCUGAGCGGAUCACCCAGCUGAGUGCUCCAUUCUGCAAGAAGCUCUCCCUGGAACUGGGGGGCAAAAAUCCUGCCAUCAUCUUUGAGGAUGCCAACCUGGACGAGUGUAUUCCAGCAACUGUCAGGUCCAGCUUUACCAACCAGGGUGAAAUCUGUCUCUGUACCAGUAGGAUCUUUGUUCAGAAGAGCAUCUAUAAUGAAUUUCUAAAGAGGUUUGUGGAAGCUACCAGAAAGUGGAAAGUCAGCAUUCCUUCUGAUCCAUCAGCCAGCAUGGGUGCUCUGAUAAGUAAAGCACAUUUGGAGAAAGUCAGAAGUUACAUCAAGAAAGCUUGUGCUGAAGGAGCCAAAAUCCUGUGUGGUGAGGGGGUGGAUAGGUUGAGCCUGCCCCCCAGGAAUCAGGCAGGCUACUUCAUGCUUCCCACGGUGAUAACAGACAUUAAGGAUGAGUCCUGUUGCAUGCAGGAGGAGAUAUUUGGUCCGGUGACGUGUGUUGUCCCUUUUGAUAGCGAAGAGGAAGUGAUUAGAAGGGCCAACAACGUUAAAUAUGGACUGGCAGCAACCGUAUGGUCAGGCAAUGUGGGACGCAUCCACCGGGUGGCUCAGAAGCUACAGUCAGGCUUGGUCUGGACUAACUGCUGGCUGAUCAGAGAGCUGAACCUGCCUUUUGGGGGGAUGAAGUAUUCUGGGAUAGGAAGGGAAGGAGCCAAAGACUCUCAUGACUUCUUCACUGAAAUCAAAACCAUCACAGUUAAAUACUGAUCUUUGCCCAUGAGGAAGCUGUUGUGGUCACUGCCUUGCAGCAGAGACCCAGCUGUCCAGGGUGGUCAAGGAAGUGCUAGCAUCCAUCCCAGAAUAUCUUGAUGGCAGGAGGUACUCCCAAGCUCACCUUGGUGGCUCAUGUUUUUACCGGCUAGCAAAGAGAUUCUAUUUUCAAUGUGGACUAAGAGAGAAGACUUCUGAGUAGGAAACCACAACAAGGAAGCCACAAGAUCAUCAUGUCCUGUCUUCAUAGGAUUUUUGUCAUCCUCUUGACUGAAUUCUUGGAAUCCUCAGUAAUCAUAUAUUUUCAUUUACAAAUAUGGGUAAAAAAAAUCCACAAAGCUGAAAGACAACUCAGCAUGAUUUUCUGCCUUUGAGGGGACCAUGAACAUGGUCUCCUAGUCUACUGACCACCCAGCAAGGCUAAAUGAUAACUGUCUAUUCCUCAUUAUGUAUGGGGAUGUUGAAUAUUUAUGAAAUUUGUUCGAGGAAGCCUAUGUGAUAGGUUGGGCUAAAUAUAUCUAUACAAUGACUAACAAGAGUAAAAUUGCUACCACUUUUAGAGGAAACUUGGAACAAGAAGAGGAAACUAAUCCAUUUCCACUGUCAAGUCUAUCAAUUGUUGUCUUAUCAUUUCCUAAUCCAAAAAGAAGCAUUAAAAUAAUGAGCAAUUUUACUAAAAAGUAUGACUUGUCCAUUAUCCCUACUUAUGUCCAUUCUCUUAGAAGUAUGGAUUCUUUUUCUAAUAAAGCUAUUUCUAGUUGCUUAUU